Microdochium trichocladiopsis is the source of this 1358-nucleotide messenger RNA. RefSeq names its product UbiA prenyltransferase family-domain-containing protein. Gene Ontology annotation, cellular component: membrane. The coding region runs from base 86 to 1165 and encodes 359 amino acids. NCBI's taxonomy places the organism in Eukaryota, Fungi, Ascomycota, Sordariomycetes, Xylariales, Microdochiaceae. Gene Ontology annotation, molecular function: transferase activity, transferring alkyl or aryl (other than methyl) groups. The transcript has a single exon. The record is from RefSeq and is a predicted model, not a curated record.
AUAGCAAGCAUCUCGACGUUGACUAAUACGAAGCAAAGUAGAAAGGUUCCGGAUACCAUAAGUCGUCCUUGCUGCCGAGGUCAUCAUGGACACACUAUCCGAAAAGCAGCACUUUGCGGAACUCGGCGACAGUCUCCACGACGCCUCCAACAACCUGCCCUCACCACGCACGCCCGGCAACGAUGCCAAGACGUCGUCUUCCUCCUCCUUCUACCACCACUUGUACACGCUAUACCUCUUCACGAGGAGCGACUUCAAGACCGUCAUCGUCCCACAGAGCAUCUUUGCCCUUGCCGCAGCGUCGAGAUACAUAUCCACAAUACAGCAGCAGCAACAACAACAACAACAAAUACCGCCAUCAUCGCCGUUCAGCACCAGCGAAUACCUCAUCCGCAUCCCCUACAUGCUCACCUGGCUCUGGCUGCACCUCGUCGUGGAGAACGUGGCCAACCAGCGCCUCGAGUCCUCCGUGCUCGAGGACGCGGUCAACAAGCCCUGGCGGCCCAUCCCCGCGGGCCUCAUUACCCCGAGACAGUCCCAGGCCGUCCUCCGCUGGGCCGUGCCGCUGUGUCUGGCCUUGAGCAGCCUGGCCGGCAGCUCGCUGCUGCUGCCGAGCACCGCGCUCAUGUGCUUCGUCUGGCUGUACAACGACCUCGACGGCAGCGGGGCGGGGCCGAUCCAGCGCAGUGCCAUCAACGCCGCUGGCCUCGCCUGCUUCGGCUGGGGUGCGCUCGUGGCCCUCGUCUCCGGUCCAGCCACGGUCGUCGACCAUGGUGGCGCGGCGGCGGCGGCCCUGGUUCUGCCUAGGAUGGUGCAGAUCUGGAUUGGCAUGAUCGCCGCCAUCGUCUUCAGCACGGUGCACGCCGCCGACUUCCCGGACGUCGAGGGCGACCGGGAGCGCGGGAGACAGACCAUGCCGCUCGUCUACGGCGAGGACGUCAGCCGCUGGGUCCUGGCCGUCGCCGUGCUCGCCUGGUCCGUAGCGAGCCUGGCCUUCUGGCACGUCGAGGUCGGUGUCGUUUGGGUCGCGCCGCUGCUGGUCGGCAGUUUUCUGGCUGGCUUGACGGUCCUGCGGAGGGACCACGGCUCGGAUGAGCUUGCGUGGAAGCUGUGGUGCUUGUGGAUCGUGGUCUUGUUCCUCCUGCCGCUGGCCGGUUCUGUUUGAUCGACCGCACAUCUACAAUAUUCCCCGUGAUUUUGCAUCUGCAUGGGAUUUUCCAUGUCUUGUCUUUCUGUUUGUGAAAUCUUUUUUAGCAAGCCAGCUUACAUGUUUCUGCUUUGCCGCCAUAUGCCUUGAAACUUAGAAAGCCAGGCCUGUUCGGACAGCAUAGACCACAUAGAGAACGGUCACACCUGAU